UCCAUAGGAAGGCGCAACUGGAAUGCAGCGAAAGACUUGCAGAGAUACAGACAUCGUUACCCGGGUUUGAUAGAAUCAGAAAAUGAAGAGGAAGAAGAGAUGUGGAACUUAAGCUUUUAUAAAAAUGAAAUCUGUUUUUUGCCCCAUGGUUUGCAUAUUGACAAUCUGCUUGAAUCUUGGUGGGACAACUAUGAAGUUCUGGAAGAAAACCAUUCUUAUAUACAGUGGCUGUUCCCUUUACGUGAACAUGGGAUGAACUGGCGUGCCAAACCACUCACAUGUCAAGAAAUCCGGGCCUUUAAGAAGUCCAAGGAAGUUAUGCAGAGGUUUCUACGUGCUUAUCAGCUCAUGCUGAGAUUUUAUGGAAUCAUCCUGGUCAACGAGGAAACUGGAGAACUCAAGAGAGCAGAGAAUUGGGCUGAACGAUUUCAAAACCUGAACCGGUUCAGCCACAACAAUUUGCGGAUUACUCGCAUCCUGAAGUGCCUGGGGGAGAUGGGAUAUGAACACUAUCAAGUGCACUUGGUAAAGUUUUUCCUAACAGAAACUCUUGUUAAGGAAACAUUGCCAAAUGUCAAGAGAAGUGCCUUGGACUACUUCUUGUUCACUAUCAGAAGCCGACGGAAGAGAAGAGAACUAGUCCACUACGCCUGGCAAUAUUUCAGACCUCAGGGCAGCUUCGUGUGGGGGCCGCAUGACAAACUCUUAAAGUACAGACCCCGCUCUGCUAAGCCACAGCUGCACCAAAAGGCUGAAGAUAAACAGGAAACUCCUGGUAAAAAAUGUGAUGAUUCUGUGGAAAAGGAUCAGACCCAGUCUACAGAGGAGGAACAGAAAGCUGGAGAUGCUGCAGACUCGCAACCUAAAGCGAACGAUGAAGAUGUGAAAGAAAAGAUAAGUGAAUGUGUUUUGGAGGGAGGAGAUGGUGAAGAGGUGAAAGAGGCUUUGUGUACUCAGCAGGAGGAGAGGGAUUUAAAGAGUGAGGCUGAAGAAGCGCAGGGUACAGCAGAGAAUGAUUGCACAAAGGAGAGCAAGAAGAGAAAACUGGAUGCUAAUAUGGCAGACACCAAAAAGAGUGGAUCAGUGAAAAGCCCUACUGAUAUAGAAAACAUUUCCCGUAAUCUGGGAGAAUGUGCAAUCGAUGCAGAAAUCCACUCCUCGGUUCCUCUCUCGCAAGCAGAAGAGGACCAAGAAGAACUGAAAGAAGAUGAUGCAAGCACCAAAGACUCGGCAGUGCCGGAGGUGGCUGAUGCAGCUGUAAAACGGAGGAAAGUGGAUAAAAGAACGGCGAGAGGCAAGACGUACAACUUGGCCAUAAACCUGAGCAUGGGGUCUUCUGCCUCUAGGGCCAAGUUAAAUCCAUCUGUUGCAAACCCUGAGGCCAAGAAAGAAAAUGUCAGUGAGAAAAAUGCAGCCAUGGAAGUAACAAGUGAGAAGAGCGAUGGUGACGCAGAUGGUGGGGCUGUGACUUCCCCAGUUGGUUCCAAGUUCCCCGAGGCUGGCUGGACUUCUCCAGUAAGUGAUGGCUUGGAGUCAAGUGGACAUGAAGUCACAGCGAGGAGUGAUCAGCACUGUUGCAACAGCACCCUCCUGGGAGGCAAGAGUGAGGUAGGUGGGGUAGAACAGCAUAAAAAGGCAGAAAGUGCAAGUGAAAAAGGGGAAGAGGAAAUCAUGGGCAAGAAACAAGUUCCAGAGGGUCUUGAGCAGAGCAUGGCAUCCGCUUGUCUUGAAGAAGACAGUGCAGAGAUCACAACACAAAAACCUGAAAGCUCUGAGCGUGCAGCAGGACUUGAUGAAGAGCAGGUGGCAGCAGAGUGA
Apaloderma vittatum (bar-tailed trogon) is the source of this 1818-nucleotide messenger RNA. It is a transcript of the gene OGFR, whose product is annotated as opioid growth factor receptor. The annotation marks the transcript as partial. The record is from RefSeq and is a predicted model, not a curated record. The transcript is spliced from 6 exons. Gene Ontology annotation, cellular component: membrane. Gene Ontology annotation, molecular function: opioid growth factor receptor activity. NCBI's taxonomy places the organism in Eukaryota, Metazoa, Chordata, Aves, Trogoniformes, Trogonidae.